Messenger RNA from Trypanosoma rangeli, 1863 nucleotides. Its product is annotated as putative kinesin-like protein. Gene Ontology annotation, cellular component: microtubule; kinesin complex. Gene Ontology annotation, molecular function: microtubule binding; ATP hydrolysis activity; microtubule motor activity. Gene Ontology annotation, biological process: microtubule-based movement. NCBI's taxonomy places the organism in Eukaryota, Euglenozoa, Kinetoplastea, Trypanosomatida, Trypanosomatidae. The record is from RefSeq and is a predicted model, not a curated record. The transcript has a single exon. The coding region runs from base 1 to 1863 and encodes 620 amino acids.
AUGGAAGAUCCAAACCGUAAGCCUACCAAGGCCCAUGUCUGUGUGCGUGUGCGCCCAUUUACCGAGGCGGAGGCGAACGUCUGCCCAGAGGAUAGUCCUGUCCCGCGCGAGGUUGUUGUGUGGGACUGUCACCGCAGCUUGACCGUCCUUGAUGCAGCUAACGGCUUUGUGCCGCGCAAAAACGGUCAGUUUGAUAUAGACAAUGUGCUGUGGUCGUUUCGUGACGAGGAACGGCCAAAGAUGGUGCUGCACACGCAGAAGGACGUCUACAGCGCGGUGGUUGCUCCCAUGAUCCCGCAGAUUCUAGAUGGUUACAACACGGCGUUUUGCGUAGCCGGUGCCACUGGAGGCGGUCGCGUCUAUUCGCUCUACGGCGAUGACGUGGAUGGCCUAAACCGUGGCAUUCUUCCACGAUUUGCAGAGAAUAUUUUUAACGCAUUUAAGCGGGAAAAGCAUGAAAAUAUUAAAAUCAACUGUGAGAUUGAGGCGGUCGACGUCUCGCCCAACGAAACCUACGUGGAUCUGCUCGCACAGCGCCGAAGGACUUGUCCGACCACUGCUGUCGAGGAGCUAAAACUCGUCCACGAUGCCACGGAGGGAAUUAAGUUGCAGGGCGUCACACGGGUGGAGGUGGGAAAAGCAGCCGAUGUUCUCAGUGUUCUGCGGCAGCUUUCACGUGUGGUACCGAAGCGCAGCGGCUGCCACACGGUUCAUUUUCGUUUUGUUGAGACCUUUGACUUCGCGGAUCCAGAGCAGCAGGAGCAGGUGGUGUCCAAGUCCCGCCGCAUCAGUGUGCUCUUCGUCCUGCUGCGCAACAUGCCGGCCGCCUUCCAUCGCUGCAUAGACGUGGCGGUGGAGCACGACAGCGGGGAGAACCCGCUCGCGAAGGUUCCAGUCCGCGAAACGGCCUUUACAAAACUAUAUCCGGAUCUCUUUCAGCAGGGCUACAAUCUCUCCUUCCUCUGCUGCGUCAGUCCCUUCUACGAGCAUGCGCGCGAGAGUGUCCAGACCCUGGUCCUGGCGACAAAGUUUAUGAAGCUGAAAUGCAGACCGAGGCUGAUGCACGACGAAGCGCUUAUGGAGCUGCGGAAUCUUUCGGAGGAGGUGAAGAACCUCAAAACGGAGGUGGUGAAGCAGAUGGAGUCGACACAGAUCGUGCAGCAGGAGCUCAAUUUACGUGAGGUGGAGCUCAUGAAGCAGGAGGCUGCCCACCAUGGGGCAGAGCGAGCGCUGCGAAAGGCGGAAGAGGCCAUUGCGUUGGCGAGGCACGCCAUUGUGUUAAACCGAUACCGCACGGAGAGGCAGAAGAAAAAUUUUGAACAUGAACAUAACACCAAGAUGAAAAGGCUGAGUGCGGCAAGGGCGGAAAAGGAAGAGAUGGACAAAUCCCUCGAGGAGGAGAUGAAGCGCAAGCAGCAGCUUGAGGAGGUAAAAAAGACCUGGGAACGGAAGGUGGAGGCGCGGGCGGAGAAGAAUGCGGCGUUUGAUGCCCGUCUUAAGGCCGAUGAGGCAAAAGAGAAGCAGAUGGAGAGGAUGCAGAAAUUUAUCGCCGCCUCACAAGAGGAGCGGCGUCGCAUCCUUGCGGAAGAGACGAAGGAGAAAUUUCUCAACGGUGCGGCGGCGCACGCGAAUGAGCUCACACUCCUACGGGAGGCACAGAACAAGGCGGAUGGCCGCUGUCACGCACUCGAGAAGGACUACGCCGUCGUCUCCGCCGCAGAAAAAGGAACGGUGGAGAAUGCGGAGGUGCAGAAAGAGAACGCACGACUGAAAAAGGAGAUUGUGGACGUGGAAGCGGAAAUCGUGCAUUUGCAAGCAGAGAUUGGCAAGCGACAACCCGGCUGUCAGUGCGUUUUCAUGUAG